Molecule: messenger RNA, 1803 nt
Organism: Acanthamoeba castellanii str. Neff
Lineage: Eukaryota; Discosea; Longamoebia; Acanthamoebidae
Product: FAD binding domain containing protein
Exons: 12
Coding region: 1-1803 (600 amino acids)
Cellular component (GO): cytosol
Molecular function (GO): FMN binding; oxidoreductase activity; flavin adenine dinucleotide binding
Source: RefSeq, a predicted model, not a curated record
AUGAAGGUGCUGUGGGGCUCGCAGACCGGCACGGCCACGGGCUUCGCCGACGACCUGGCCCGCGAGCUGUCCGCGCAGGGCAUCACCGCCACCUCGAUGGACCUCCGCAAGUACAACUCGAAAAAACUGGCGACGGAGAAGGAGCCGCUCGCGUUGGUGCUGGCGUGCUACGGGCAGGGCGAGCCCACCGACAACGCCAAGCAGUUCUACGACUUUGUCAUGGCCAAGGAGCGCAAGCAGGGCAGCCUCAAGGACGUCCGCUACACCGUCUUCGGGCUGGGCCAGAGCAAGGCCUACCCGGCGUGCUACCAGGCCGUAGGGCGGAGCGUGGACAAGCGCCUGGAGGAGUUGGGCGCCCAGCGCAUCUUCGCCCGGGGUGAAGGCGACGACAGCGACGAUGUUGAGGCGGACUUCACGGCCUGGAAGGACAAGCUGCUGCAGUCUCUCACGGGAGCCGGUGGCGACGGGGAAUCCGCCGACGCCGCCAACACAACGGCCGCCGCAGCUCCGGCCGCAGCUGCGCCUGCCGCGCAACCGCCCAAGGCCGAGCCCGAGAAGCCCUCGGUGCAAAUCCGAGUGCUGGACAGAUCCGCAGCGCCCGCAUCGACCUACCAGAGGAAUCCGGCGGAGCCGAUCUCGAUCGUGAACCCGGUGGAGGCCCGGGUUGUGGAGAACGAGGAGCUCCAGAGCGCCGCCUCCGACCGCUCCACCAGACACCUCGAGAUCGAACUGUCCAACACCGGCAUCACCUACCAGACUGGAGACUACUUGGGCGUGUUCCCGGUGAACGACGAGCAAAUGGUCAACGACCUGCUCCAGUCCCUCAACAUCGACCCCGACCAGGUGAUCGCCCUCAAAAGCGCCGCUGAUGGCGCCGGCGAGUUCUCCACGCCGCGGACCAUCAAGCAGCACUUCCUCGAGAACGUGGACCUGACCGGCAGGCCCCGCAAGUCUCUGUUCGCUCGGCUGUCGGCGUUUGCGGGGGACGAGGCCACGCGAGCCCGGCUGUCGAGCGACGACUACGCCGAAUUCUGCGUCCGCGAGAAGCGCGGCCUGUACCACAUCCUCAAGGACAACCCCUCGCUCCGGCUCGGCCUCGAUUCGCUCCUUAGCCUGGCGCCCCCUCUUCUGCCCCGAUACUACUCCAUCGCCUCUUCCCCCAAGUUCAAGGAGGGUCGGAUGCAGUUGACUGUGGCCCUGGCCAAGACCAAGGCCGAGUCGGGCGCGGACCACUACGGCGUGUGCAGCCGAUACAUCUGCGCCCUGAAGCCCGGCCAGACCGCCCGGCUCUUUGUCAAGACCUCCCUCUUCCGCCUGCCCAAGUCGCCCGAGGUGCCCAUCAUCAUGGUCGCGGCCGGCUGCGGCAUCGCCCCGUUCCACGGCUUCAUGCAGGAGCGAAAGUUGCAGUGCGACCAAGCCUCUCUGCCCUACGAGAAGUCCAAGAACGUGCUCUACUUUGGGGUCUACAGCAAGAGCAAGGACUUCCUGUACGAGUCCGAGUUGACGGGCUACGAGCGGGACGGCCUGCUCAAGCUGCGCAUGGCGUUCUCGGAGGACCACGCCCCCAACCAGCCGCCCACUUUCGCGCAGCACCGCAUGAUGGAGGACAUGCCCAUGCUGUGGCAGCUCAUCGAGAAGGAGCAGGCCAACACCUACGUCUGCGGGCACACGCUGCUGUUUGAUGGCGUGAAGGAGGCGCUCCAGCGUACCAUGACCGAAGUCGGCCGCGUUCCGGCCAACGAGGCCAAUGACCGAAUCGCCCAGCUCCAAAACAGCGGACGUCUGCAAGUCGACGUCUACUGA